GAAUGGGAAGUGGUAUCUCCCUGCUUCUUCCUGCCGCGCUCGAAAACGAACGGCAUCUUGACGCCACGCGGCUGUGUGACAGCCAGUGGAAAAGAAAAAGUCAUUAGUCAUACGAGUUUCUGCAGUGUUCCAACUCUCGACGGGUGGUUUUCCUGCGUUCCCUAGGAUGCAUAUAAAAACGGCCUGCGACAUGACCAUUGUCACUUCCAGAAAAAAGUACAAACAUCUUGCCACCUGUUGCUUACUCGUGUAUUAAAAUGAAACUUGUACUUUUGUGCCUUCUCACCGUUUGCUGUGCGUCUCUGGCCAGUGCCGAUAGCGUGACACUGGAGAGGAGAAAACUGCUUGAGGUCUUAAAGCAACUUGGUGACGUCAAAAACUCGCUAGAGCGCAAAGAUCUCCUUCUGAACACACCGCCGCAGAAUAUUGAGGACUGUUGCUGUCUGUCAGCGUUGCGAUGCUUCCGGGCCAGCUUGCAUGUGCACUUCAACAUGACGGAAAGAAACCAAAACAAACUUUACCGGAGCCUUAAGCAUCCAAUCACUGAAAGAGGUCUGGACUUUUGUCAAUCUGGAAAUGGCGUGUCCACCUGCGAAAUGUGCGAUUCGCAUCCGAAGGCGACCACUCGCGAGUUUGUCGGCAGACUCGAGUCUCUCAUUCAAAAGGCUAUCAGCAGACUGAGUGCCAACUGAGCAGACAGGAAGUUCAAGUUCAGGAGAGAAGAAAGACACUAUGCUGAGGAGAUGCCCAAAACAAGAUGUGGCCUAUUUAUUUAACGUAUUUAUUUCUUAUUUUAAAAAGACAUUUUUAAAUAGCUGCUUUAUGGUGAACUUUACAUUUGGUUUUCUUCAUGUCAAAAGUUACAUUAUUUAAAUGUGAGAUUUUACAAUGGUGUCUGAUGUAAUUUAUACUAUGUAUAAAGGCAGACGGUUGUUUUUUUUAUUACUAUUUAAUUCAUUAUUUAUAUAAAAUAAAAAUUAAGAUUUUUGACUAUCAAGCUUACAAAUGUGAUUUUUCAUUCAUGAUGUCUUGGUUUGGAAAUACAAUAGACAGAAUUCCUUAUUGCCUUUCAAUUGAAAUACCUGGCUGGUUAUUUAUUGUUGUUUAUCAUAAAUAACUAUGGCAGAACAGC
Molecule: messenger RNA, 1132 nt
Organism: Syngnathus typhle (broad-nosed pipefish)
Lineage: Eukaryota; Metazoa; Chordata; Actinopteri; Syngnathiformes; Syngnathidae
Gene: il21
Product: interleukin 21
Exons: 6
Coding region: 258-692 (144 amino acids)
Biological process (GO): immune response
Cellular component (GO): extracellular region
Molecular function (GO): cytokine receptor binding
Source: RefSeq, a predicted model, not a curated record